AUGCAGGGCCCUCGGGGUUAUCUGGGUGAAGUUGGUGAGCCCGGUAGACCUGGUAAUCCGGGGCUUAGUGGUGAGAAGGGCGACAAAGGAGAGCGGGGUCCAGAAGGAGUGGGAGUACCAGGAUCGGAGGGGCCAAGAGGGGUUCAAGGUCCAAUUGGUCCUCCAGGUCUUGAGGGACGCAGCGGGGAAGAGGUGACCCGGGAUAUCCAGAUAAAACUUGCAACAUAUUCGCCGCUACCAGUAUUCGAACCGGCGCCUUUCGGCCUGGCG
This is a messenger RNA of Iphiclides podalirius (scarce swallowtail), 270 nucleotides long. The record is from the annotation of a GenBank genome assembly. NCBI's taxonomy places the organism in Eukaryota, Metazoa, Arthropoda, Insecta, Lepidoptera, Papilionidae.